AUGAAGAUUGAAUUCCUUCUCAUCUUCUCCCUGAUUGGUCUUGGUUCGUCUGGCCCCGCAAGGCGAGACUGUGGCCAGAAGAAGUGCCACGAUGCCGUGAACGAAUGCGGCAUGGCAUACGGCGGAUGUUGGACUGAGUGUGCCAACGGUGUCAUGAGCUUGCGCACGUUCACAGUGCCGCCCUGUUCUUCCCGCAUUAACUCCGCGGUAUGCACAGGUACGGGCUAUCAAGUUGAAACAUCUAGUACAACUCUUUUCCUGGAUGUCAUCACAGCCAAGUCGUCCAUCACUACACCUCCCAGCCCAUACCAUACUCAAGCGCCACGCUCGAGACGUACCCGUACUUGCUCCCCGUUAUGGCUGUGUAUCGACAAGCUAGCAGUCUGUGGAAACUCGACACAGAUGUAUGGCGGAUGCUACGAUGUCUGCACGUCUGCUCCACCUUUCAAAUCUCCUCCCUGUACCAUCUCUUCAAGUACCAUA
This is a messenger RNA of Didymella exigua CBS 183.55, 483 nucleotides long. RefSeq lists its product as uncharacterized. The transcript has 3 exons. Lineage: Eukaryota; Fungi; Ascomycota; Dothideomycetes; Pleosporales; Didymellaceae. The annotation marks the transcript as partial. The record is from RefSeq and is a predicted model, not a curated record.